Messenger RNA from Capsaspora owczarzaki ATCC 30864, 1940 nucleotides. Its product is annotated as eukaryotic translation initiation factor 3. The transcript is spliced from 4 exons. Gene Ontology annotation, cellular component: cytoplasm; eukaryotic translation initiation factor 3 complex. Lineage: Eukaryota; Filasterea; Ministeriida; Capsasporidae. Gene Ontology annotation, molecular function: translation initiation factor activity. The record is from RefSeq and is a predicted model, not a curated record. Bases 38 to 1774 code for a protein of 578 amino acids. Gene Ontology annotation, biological process: translational initiation.
UCUUUUUUUUUUUUUUUUUUUUUUCCCUCAAAUCACAAUGGCUGCAGCAGCUGAAUCCAAGCCUGCCUUCCGCAUGCCCAAGCUGCACAACAACCCCACCGGCUGGGGUCCCUCUGCCGGCCCUGAGCAGUUCGAUGACACGCUCUACCAGCCGUUCUCCAAGGCCGAUCGCUUGGGUCGCGUUGCAGACUGGACCAACACGCUCUACCCACAGGACAACAAGCGUGCCUACCGGCAAUACCAGCAGUACGGCGCGCAGGGAUCCACCGCGUUCACGUACUACCACGGCGAGGACGAGAGCUCGUUCUCGCUCGUCGACAACUCGCGCCAGCAGCCGCGCUCCAAGUAUGGCUCCAAGCGACCGGCUACCAACAUUCGUCGCCCUGGCUUUGGUCCUGGCCGUGGUGGCGCGCUGGGUCUGCAGAACAGCAUGCGCGCUGGCACCCAGAACAACCAAUGGAACAACCAGCGUGGCGGCCGUGGUGGCUACUAUGGCCAAGGCCGACGCGCCGGUGGCUAUGGCCGUGGCGACGGGCGCCUCAACCGCGGCAACGCCUGGUCGGUCGAGGUCCAGCCCGAGUGGAAGCUGCUGGAGGAGAUUGAUUUCGGCAAGCUCAACAACCUGCAGAUGACCGUGCAAGACCCCGAGGAGCUCGGCCUGUACGGCAACGUGGGUGUGUUUGACCGUGCCUUUGACACGCUGACCACCAAGUCCGACAAGGCUCUCGUCUCGACCAGCCGCUUCUUCAACCGCGUCACUGCCAUCGACGACCCCGUGCUCCGCGAGCACGCCAAGAACGGCGGCCAAGUGUUUGCCACGGAUAACGUCAUUGCCGCCAUCAUGUCGUGCACCCGCUCAGUCUACUCGUUCGACAUUGUCGUCGAAAAGAUCGGCGACAAGCUCUUCCUGUACCAACGCGACAACUCAGACCUCGACUUUCUCACCGUCGACGAAACCUCGCCCGACCCGCCGCACGACGACGGCGACGGCAGCAUCAACGCGCCCCGCAAGCUCGCUGUGGAGGCCACUCUAGUCAACCAGUACUUUACCCAGCAGGUCCUUAAGAAGAACUCUAUUGUCUCGAUUGGCAAGUCCAACCCAUUCCUGGACACUGUGCCCGAGAAGGCCGAGGCCGCCGCCGUCGGCUACCGAUACCGCCGAUGGAACAUUGGCACCGACCUCAACCUCGUCUGCCGAUGCGAAGUUGAUGGUCUGCUUGUGUCAAAGAAGCCCGAGGAGCUCACCGAGGACACGGACGCCUUUGUGAUGGUCAAGGCCUUGACAGAGUACGACUCGAAGGCCUCUGGCUCGCUCGACUGGCGUCAAAAGCUCGACAUUCAGCGUGGUGCCCUGCUUGCCACGGCCCUCAAGAACAACCUGUUCAAGGUCUGCCGCUGGGCCGCCGCCGCCUCGCUCUCGGGCGCCUCGCAAAUCCGCGUCGGCUUUGUCUCGCGCGCGUCGCCCCGCGACAACACCCGCCACACCGUCCUUGGCACCUCUUCGCUCCGACCAAAGGAGCUGGCGCAACAGAUUAACUUCCAGCUGAGCAACGGCUGGGCUGUUCUCCGCACCGUCAUUGACGCAUGCCGCAAGCAGACUGACGGCAAGUAUCUUCUUCUCAAGGAUCCCAGCAAGCGAUCAAUCGUGCUCUACAGCAUUCCACAAGGCACUUUCGAGGAGGCCUCCGACGACGAAGAGGAGGAGGAUGACGACACUGUGAACGAAUUCGCCUCAGACAUUGCUCCUUCCCAAGCCGAUGAGGCUGAGCAGUAAAAAUCUAGCAUUUCCCCCCCCCCUCCCCCGACUGUGUGGCGCAAGAUCCUACUGCUUUUUGUGCCUGUGUGCUUGUUCUGUUAUGGACUUUUCUUUUCUUGUUGGCGAUGAUUGUGCUUUUUGUGUGCUUGUGAUAAAACCAAAAACUUUCGACUUUUCUCCCCCU